AAAACUCCAAAAAACUAACGUUUUCCAGGUUACCUAACUUUUAACCAAAAAAUGGUGGGCUAAGACUGACCCAGUCAACGCCACAACCUCAAGAAACAGGUCACUCUUCUUCUCCAAAGCAUUCUUUAUCUGGGUUCUUCAGGGUUCCUCUGCUCCGUUAGGUUUCCAAACAUUGCAAGGGUGUUUUUCAGUAUCAAAUCAUGGUGGGGGAAAAGAAGAGAAGAUCUGAAUUGGUAUUAGGAUUUUGGGUAUUGAUUUCUUUUGGGUUGGGGUUGAAUCUCAGUGCGAUGGCCAAUGCAACGCAUUAGCUUCGUAUUACGUACCAAAUGGGACAGAUCUCUCAUCCAUAGCACGAGACUUUUCCACCAAUAUCUCUAUCAUUAGUAGUUACAAUAAUAUUACCAAUACAGAUUUCAUUCUUGCUGGCACCAGAUUGAAUAUUCCUUUCUCAUGUGGUUGUGUUCUUGGACAAUUUCUGGGUCAUCAGUUUGUCUAUCAGGUCAGGUCUGGUGACUUCUACCAAUUGAUCGCACAGACUCGUUAUUCGAAUCUCACAACCGUUGAGAUGAUGGAGAAGUUUAACACCUAUCCUGCUAAUAAUAUACCGGAUAAUGCGCAAUUAAACGUUACUGUGAAUUGCUCGUGUGGAAAUAGCCGGGUCUCUAGUGAUUAUGGAUUAUUCAUAACGUAUCCUCUUCGCCCUCGUGAGAGUUUGAGUUCAAUUGCCAAUGAGUUUCGGCUUCCUGAACCGUUGUUGGAGAGUUAUAACCCUGGUGUGAAUUUUGGCAAUGGGAGUGGCUUGGUUUUUAUUCCUGGAAGAGAUCAAAAUGGAACUUAUCCACGACUGAGAUCAAGCUCAAAUGGAAUAUCAGGUGGAGCCAUAGCUGGUGUAACUGUUGCAGUAGUUGCUGUGGUUCUGUUCUUGGCGGUUUGUUUCUAUGUUCAAUUCUACAGAAGGAAGAAAGUAGUGGAAGGAGCAUUUCUCCGAGAAGCAAUUGAUAACCAUGAUCCUGGAAAUACCUUGGAGAAAACUACAGAAUCAGGUCCUCUUGUUGGUGUUGCUUCCUCUGUGAUUACAGGUAUUACCGUGGACAAAUCAGUGGAGUUCUCUUUAGAGGAACUUGCCAACGCUACAAAUAACUUUAAUUUGGCUACUAAGAUUGGUCAAGGCGGAUUUGCAUCUGUUUACUAUGGAGAGCUAAGAGGCGAGAAAGCUGCAAUCAAGAAGAUGGAUAUGCAAGCAUCAAAAGAAUUCCUUGCUGAACUGAAGGUUUUAACGCAUGUUCAUCACUUGAACUUGGUGCGUUUGAUAGGAUAUUGUGUUGAGGGUUCCUUGUUUUUGGUCUACGAAUACAUUGAGAAUGGCAACUUAAGUGAGCAUCUGCGUGGUUCAGAAAGGCAACCAUUGCUGUGGUCUACUAGGCUACAAAUUGCCCUUGAUUCAGCUAGAGGACUUGAAUACAUCCAUGAACAUACUGUUCCCGUUUACAUCCAUCGUGAUAUCAAGUCGGCAAAUAUUUUGAUAGAUGAAAACUUCCGUGCAAAGGUAGCUGAUUUUGGGCUGACAAAACUGACUGAAGUUGGGUCUACUUCCUUACAAACACAUCUCGUGGGUACUUUUGGCUACAUGCCUCCAGAGUAUGCUCAAUAUGGUGAUGUUUCCCCCAAGACAGAUGUAUAUGCUUUUGGAGUUGUUCUUUAUGAACUAAUAUCUGGUAAAGAAGCAAUUAUCAAGACAAAUGAAGUUGUCACUGAAUCGAAGGGACUCGUUGCAUUGUUUGAGGAAGUACUUAGUCAGACGGAUCCUGGAGAAGGUCUUUGCAAACUGGUUGAUCCCAGGCUUGGUGACAACUACCCACUUGACUCGGUGCGAAAGAUGGCCCAACUUGCCAGAGCUUGCACACACGAAAAUCCUCAGUUGAGGCCAAGCAUGAGGUCCGUUGUGGUUGCACUUAUGACACUCUCAUCCUCAACUGAGGAUUGGGACAUCGGCUCCUUCUAUGAAAACCAGGGUAUGGUUAAUCUUAUGUCCGGAAGGUAGAUUGUGUUACCUGAUACGAGUACCACUACCAACUGUAAAUGUCUGCAAUUGAACUGUGUAAAAGGCCUUGUAGGCGCAUUUUUAAUCAUUCAUAUAAUUUUUUUUUUUGGUGUUUAGGAGGACCAUACUUAACUUUCUAGUUUCUAUAAAUUUGUUGAAGUCUAGUUGUGCUGCUGUUCAUAACAGAUUCUUUAUUAAU
Messenger RNA from Ilex paraguariensis (yerba mate), 2240 nucleotides. The record is from the annotation of a GenBank genome assembly. Lineage: Eukaryota; Viridiplantae; Streptophyta; Magnoliopsida; Aquifoliales; Aquifoliaceae.